This is a messenger RNA of Onthophagus taurus, 1171 nucleotides long. RefSeq names its product pseudouridine-5'-phosphatase-like. NCBI's taxonomy places the organism in Eukaryota, Metazoa, Arthropoda, Insecta, Coleoptera, Scarabaeidae. The record is from RefSeq and is a predicted model, not a curated record. Gene Ontology annotation, molecular function: phosphatase activity.
GCCCGUUUCUAACUUAACUUUGUCUAAAUUCAUCACUUUCUCACCAGACUUUCUGUAGAACACCUUCGUACCGAAUCCCAUGUGCGAAAGAGAUGAAGACUCUUGUGAAAUGCACAGCGGGUCGCGUAAACGAACAACACAGAAUUAUUUCCCUUCUAUCCUAUCCUUGUCCGUUCUCAAGCCACGUGGUUUCUCCGUGCCAUGCGUGCGACUUUGCGCUGCUGGUUCGCAAAGAACAACAACAACGGACUGUUCGAACUGUUGCAAUACGAAAUGAAACGACAACGACCGUAGUUAUAGUGGUGGGUAUAAACGAGGGUUGGAAGAACGGUUCGCAAAACCCUCUUAUUCAUUUUUCGGAAGGGAUGGGUCGGGAACACGAGGACGAUUUCUCCGAAUACAGGGAAUUUUGCCAAAAUCGAAGGAAAAUGCUCUACAAAAGUGUCAGUCACGUUAUUUUCGAUUUAGAUGGAACAAUUUUGGAUUCUGAAGUGGGUUUAGACAAAAUAAUAAGUGAUAUAGCUGAAAUGUUUGAUAAAACGUACACUCAUGAAGCCAGAAUGAAAAUUUUGGGUACCCCGGAGAAAGAUACCGCUAAAAUAGCUAUAAAAGAACUCAAACUUCCAAUUACAAUCGAGGAAUUUGUGAAAAUCUAUCGAGAAAAAGUAGCAAAAGAAAUGGGAAACCCCCCGUUAAUACCGGGCGUUGAAAAAUUAAUAAAUCAUCUUUAUUCAAAUAACGUCCCGAUUGCUUUGGCCACAUCUUCUUCGGAUUUUACAAAAGAAAUUAAAACGAGGAAUUAUCCCAAUCUUUUCAACAAGUUUAAUCACGAAGUUAUGGGAAGUACUGAUUUAGAAGUUAAACAAGGAAAACCGAAUCCUGAUAUUUUCUUAGUUUGUGCUUCAAGAUUUCCAGACAACCCAAAACCAUCUAAGUGUUUAGUGUUUGAGGAUGCCCCAAAUGGUGUUUUAGCAGCCACCAAAGCUGGAAUGCAAAGUGUUAUGAUCGCAAGUAAAGAAAUUCCACAAGAAUUACGUAAAUUAGCCACCAUUGUAGUGGAUUCUUUUGAUAAUUUUAAGCCCGAGUUAUUCGGAUUACCACCAUACAAUAAAAUUAAUUAAAACGACUUAUAUAAUGAUUAAAAUCUAAUAAAUUAGUUGAAAAAUUCAAA